GACAAGAGGAGCAGAGAAGAAGAAAACAUGUCAACAUAUACAGUGAGAAGAGGUGAAGAAAGGAGGAACAGAAGAUCUGAGGAGUAAAAGGAAGAGUGGGGGAGUAAAAAGAGGAGGUGAGGUGAUAAAGACGGAUUGAAGGAGUUAAAGGAGGACUGGAGGAGUAAAAAGAAGAGUUGAGGUGAUAAAAAAGGAGGUGAGGAGUUAAAGGAAGAGUUGAUGAGUAUAAGGAAGACUGGAGGAGUGAAAAGAGGAGGUGAGGAGUUAAAGAAGGACUUAACGAGUUAAAGGAGGACUGGAGGAGUGAAAGAAGGACUGGAGAAAUAAAGAAGGACUGGAGGAGUUAAAGACAAACUGGAGGAGUAAAGGGAAGAAGUGAGGAGUAAAAAGAACGACUAGUAAAAGAAGGACUUAAUGAGUUAAAGGAGGAGGUGAGGAGAUAAAAAAAGGACUUAACGAGUUAAAGGAGGACUGGAGGAGUAAAAGAAGGAGGUGAGGAUUUGAAGAGAUGGAUCUCAAUGUGAUCCGACUGAGUCACUGUCAGAAGGAGAUCUUCUGUUUCUCGGUGCCGGAGGAGUGUCCUAGCUGUGGAGAGGAGCUGAGGGGGAGCAGACUGCAGGAGGCACCGGUCAGUCUCCCCUCCCCCCUCAGCAACGCACACAAGACCUCCAGCUGCCUGCUGGUCGCACCUGCACACGACAAUCACAGCAGAGAGUUUGAUGGGACAUCAGAUCUGCAUACUGGUAUCUCCAACACUUCAGGAGUUGUGUAUAACUACACUCAUGGAGGAGUUGGUAGAGACCAGACUGGGUGGGAGCGCUGCGUCAGCAUUCCUCUGGUCCGACCCGACAUGUUCCACCUGCUGGCUCAGUGGGACCAGUACCUGGACCGCUUCUCUGACGGGCCCAUGUGGGACCCGGCCUGGCACAGGUACACCUCACACCUGUCUCUCUCUCUCGAUCGACCCUGUACACCUGUCAGUCUCUCACUGUCUCUCUCCAUCUGUCAUCUCUCUCUCUCUCUCACCUUUACCCUGUCCACCUGUCUGUCUCUCUCUCCACCUUUCAGUCUCUCAUGUACGACAAAGGGUACCAUAACUGCUUCACUUUCUGUCUUUGGUUCAUUAAUGUCUUGUCCACCUGUCUGUCUGUCUCUCUCACUUUCUCCCCUGUCUGUCUCUCCCCACCUGUCGGUCUCUCAGGUUUGAUGAGGAGUACCGUAAAUA
This is a messenger RNA of Anarrhichthys ocellatus (wolf-eel), 1225 nucleotides long. RefSeq names its product MKRN2 opposite strand protein. The coding region runs from base 509 to 1207 and encodes 232 amino acids. The record is from RefSeq and is a predicted model, not a curated record. The transcript has 3 exons. NCBI's taxonomy places the organism in Eukaryota, Metazoa, Chordata, Actinopteri, Perciformes, Anarhichadidae.